AUGGAUGCUGGUCAAAUUGAAGACUUAUCCUUUAGAAGUUUACUUGAACAUCAUAAUAUGAUUCACCAUGGAAAAGAAUUAAGUGCGAAUAUCCAGGAUGCGCUAAGGUAUAUUCCCGUAAAGUGCAAAUAUCCAGAAAUUGGUGAUAGAAUUGAUGAUGGUGAUAAUGACCUGAUGGUAUUUGAUCAAAGUAAUACUGUUGCUACUCCUACUACUGUUAAUAUGUCUAAUUCCUGCCAUUAUAGUUGGUAA
This is a messenger RNA of Entrophospora sp. SA101, 252 nucleotides long. Lineage: Eukaryota; Fungi; Glomeromycota; Glomeromycetes; Entrophosporales; Entrophosporaceae. The record is from the annotation of a GenBank genome assembly.